AUGUGCUUCUUCGAUCAGCACCGCUUUGCGUGCGGCGACUGGAAGUGGGGCCACUUCAGACAGCACUGCAAUCGGGAGUAUCGCAUUGGCGAAACAUGCGGCAUGAAGUUGAUCAUGCAGACGGUGGCCGUCGGCCAGAAAUGCAAGCUUUGCGAGAAGAUCGAUACGAAGAUGCGACGUCGGACGGCGGAAGUAGACCGUAUCAGCCGGUGGCAGCGCGAAGGCAGCAAGUUCAGAGCGUCCAUUGAGAAGGCCAUGGAGAUCAUACGCGGUCUUGACGCUGAGGUCUAUGAGCUCAGUUGCGAGAGACAGAGGCGGCUUCAAGGCAUUGGCAGUGCCCAUUAG
Molecule: messenger RNA, 345 nt
Organism: Coniosporium apollinis CBS 100218
Lineage: Eukaryota; Fungi; Ascomycota; Dothideomycetes
Exons: 1
Coding region: 1-345 (114 amino acids)
Source: RefSeq, a predicted model, not a curated record